AUAUUCAUUUCAUUUUUGACAAUUAAUGAUUGGCAUUUACCAGAGAUAACAAUUAUUUCUGGCUUUUAUUAUUAAAGUGGGUUAAUUAUUUUCAUCCUCUUCAAGUAUAAUACUGAAAGAACGGACUGAACGAAGUAAAGGAACUAUGAGCGACUUAUCAAAAGAUAUUGAGACUCUCAGAUUAUGGCGUGAAAACAACGAGAGAAAAAGUAGCGAAGUAAUAGACAAAUGGAAUGAAGUUAUAGAGAAGAACAUUGAUAAAUUGGGGAAAGAAACCCAUAUUAUACUUGAACAAGUAUGUUUAGCGGCAUUAGACUACUUCGAUGUAGCCGUAGCACAGAAAUGUAUUGGAAGAUUAUAUAAGGAAUUUCCUGAUAGUUUACGGGUAAAAAAACUAGAAGCUAUGUGCUAUGAAGCCAACGAAAACUAUGAUAAGGCUUUAAAAAUACUGAAUGAUAUCAUCAAGGCUGACCCUACAAACAGUGCCGCCCGUAAACGAAAAGUUGCGGUUUUCAAAGCACAAAACAAGAUACCUGAAGCGAUAAAAGAGCUUGUUGAUUAUUUGAAAAUAUAUAUGGUAGAUGCUGAAGCUUGGCAAGAAUUAGGUGAGUUGUAUCUGAAUGAAAACGAUUACAACAAAGCCGCAUUCUGUAUCGAGGAACUCAUUUUGCAUAAUCCACACAACCAUCUUCUGCACCAAAGAUUGGCCGAUAUAAGAUAUACACAGGGUGGUUUUGAAAAUUUGGAAUUAGCUAGAGCCUACUAUUGUCAAGCUGUCAAAUUAAACCCUAAAAAUUUGAGGGCUCUGCUCGGCCUGCAAAUGGUGGUCUCCAACUUGGCUUACGCCCCCAGAAGUACUCCACAAAAAAAGAAAGAAAACAAUCAGUUGUCGCAGUGGGCUAUGGAGGAAAUUAGGAAAAUCUACAAAGAUGAAGGGACUGUUGAUUUUGUGGAAGAAAGAUUGGCCGCUCUCCAAUUAUGAAAUCGAAGAAGAUAAAUAUUUAUUUGUUGUUUGACGUUUUUCCGGAGAGUAUUUGCAUUUAUGAGGGUGUUAGUGUUGCAACAAUGAUGGAUGUCCUUUUAUGUUAUACACCAAAUAAAAUGUUUUAUGUUGUUUCAGUUUUGAAUGAUUAAGUGUAUAAAUAGGUGAAAAGAGAAUUUUCAAAACUGUG
Messenger RNA from Harmonia axyridis, 1172 nucleotides. Its product is annotated as ER membrane protein complex subunit 2-like. Bases 146 to 982 code for a protein of 278 amino acids. The transcript is spliced from 5 exons. Gene Ontology annotation, cellular component: EMC complex. Lineage: Eukaryota; Metazoa; Arthropoda; Insecta; Coleoptera; Coccinellidae. The record is from RefSeq and is a predicted model, not a curated record. Gene Ontology annotation, biological process: protein folding in endoplasmic reticulum. Gene Ontology annotation, molecular function: protein binding.